UAGUUCGUGCUUUAAAUAACAAAUACAUUAUUCGGCUAUUCUUUUUUCGUGGAUUAUUGUAAAUUGUUUCAUUUUUAUUAGUAAAGAACUUUACAACUGCCAGUGUAAAUAUUUUAAAAGCGGAACAUUUUCAUGUAAAAGAACAACUGGCGCCUUAUCUCUUUGGAUAGCUUUAAUAUUUUCGGCGAGUAUGACUUAUUUGUAAGCACUACUCAUGACUCUUUUUAAUGGAAUAAUUUUGAAUUCAUUACAUUGAAUAAGAGAAACAAAAAGUGGUCAAGAUUAAAUUUUUCAUUAAAAUUUUAUUCAUAAUGGAGCCUCAUUUAUUACAUUAUACUGAAGGAAAUGAAACUACUGAAACAAAGGAGAUAUUUGAUAUAAUAGAAAUUAAAGAAGAAAAAAUAGACGUUGAAAUAAAUGAGAAACAAAAUGAAAGUUUAUGCUCAAAUGACAAUGACAAUUCAAUUCCAUUUUGUAAUAUUUUACUAAGUAAGUUUCUCGAUCUUACUCCCGAAAAUGAUUCAACACAUUCAAAAAAUAAAUUAAAUACUAGAACUGCAGCUGAAAAAUGUGAAAGUAAUUCUGUGGCACAAAGUCGUUGUACUGAACCAAAAGAGAAGAAGCAAUAUUAUUUACGUAAUGCUAAUAAACAAACGAAUAUAUUGAAUAGUUAUAGAAAAAUACAAGAAAUUCAAGAAAAUGAUUUGCAGGUUGCAAAUGAAGAAGUGGUUGUUGAAGCUGCAAUUACUCAACGUAAAAAAUAUUCUGAAAGGUAUAAGCAUUAUAGAGAAAGAAAAAAAAAUUUAGAAAACUAUGAGUUGUAUUUGGUUAAUAAACGUAAAAUUAUGGCUGAGGCUUCGAAGCGUUAUAGAGAAAAACAAAAAAUGAUAAAACUGGAUACUGAAGUUGAAAAUGAAAGACGUCAAAAGAGAGCUGAGAGGCAGAGGCGUUAUAGAGCAAGAAAAAAAUUAGUAAACAAUCAAUUACAUUUGCCUGAUAAAUGUAUAAAAAAUUCUAAGGAAUCCAAGUGUUACAGAGAAAGAAAAAAAAUGGAAAAAGUGGAUAUUGAAGUUACAAUUAAUAAAAGUAAAAAACAUGCUGAAAAUAAUAGGCUUUUUAGAGCGAGGAAAAAAAUGAAAAUAAUUGAAUCGCAGGAUAUUGAAGUUGCAAUUAAUGAACGUAAAAAAAAAUGCUGAGAGACAGAGGCGUUUUUAUGCAGACAGAAAAAAAUCAGAAAAUUAUCAAUUAUAUUUGGCUCAUAAAGGUAAACAAAAUUCUGAAAACUCUGAGCGUCGUAGAGAAAGACAAAAAAUUAAGGAAAACGAUUUGCAGGAUGUGAGUGAAGAAGUGGAUAUUGAAGUUGAAGUUAUUAAACCUGAAAUAAAUACUGAUGAGCAGAAUCAAUAAAGGGAAAGAAAAUAUUUAAAAAAAAAGAAUUAUAUUUGGCUAAUGAACGUAAAAAACAAGCUCAGGUGCAGAAUUGUUAUAAACUAAGAAAAAAGUGAAAAUAAACGUAAAAAAAGCUAAUAAUGUACGUUUUGAAAUUGUGGAUAAUGUCUUAAAAAAGUUAUAAUUUCGGCGACUAUGACUUCCUUCAGCAUAUUUCUAAGCACUAUUUAUGACUUUUUUUGAUGGAGAAGAUAAGAUUUAUCGUUAAAUUUGAUUCAUAAUGGAGGGUAAUUUAUUAAAUAAUACUGAAGAAAAUGAAACAAAGGAAAUAUUUAAUAUACCGGAAAUUAAAGAAGAAGAGAUAGAAAUCAAUACUGAAAUAUAUGAGAAAUCAAAUGAAAGUUUAAGCUUAAAUGACAAUGAGAAUUCAAUUCCAUUUUGUAAUAGUUUACUAAGUAAGUUUCUUGAUCUUACUCCUGAAAAUGAUUUAACACCUAUCGAAAAUAAAUUAAAUACUGGAACUUCAGCUGAAAAACGUAAAAGAAAGAAUGAGUCGCGGAAGCGUUAUGUAGAAAGAAAAAAGAAAGAAAACAACGAAUUAUAUAUGGCUGGUAGACGUAAAUGUAUAGCUGAUGCGUCAAAGCGUUAUAGAGAGAGAAAAAAAAUAGAAAACGAUGAAUUAUAUUUUGCUAAUAAACGUAAACAAAAUGUUGAGGCUCUUAAGCGUUAUAGGCUAAAGAAAAAGAUGAAAAAAAAUGAAUUGCAGGAGGUGAAUGAACAAGUGGAUAUUAAAGUUGCAAUUAAUAAACGUAAAAGAAAUGAUCUUACUCUUGAAAAUGAUUCAAAAUGUGUAAGAAAUAAAUUAAAUACUUCAAAAAGAAAAGAGAAGAAAAAUUAUUUACGAAAUGGUAAUAAACAAACGAAUAUAUUGGAUAGUCGUAGAGAAAGAGAAGAAAAUAAUUUGCAGGAUGCGAAUGAAGAAGUGGAUUUUGAAGUUGCAAUUAAUAAACUUGCAAAACCUGGUGAGAGGCAGAGGCUUUAUAGAGAAAGAAAAAAAUUAGAAAACAAUGAAUUAUAUUUGGCUAAUCAACGUAAAAGUAUGGCUGAGGCGUCGAGGCGUUAUCGGGAAAGACAAAAAAUGAAAAAAGCUGAAAUUAAUGAAGAUAAAAAAUCUGGUGAGAGGCAGAAGAAUUAUGGAGACAGAGAAAAAUUAGAAAACGACGAAUAUAUGUCUAAUGAACGUAAAAAACGAGCCGAGGCGUCCAAGCGUUAUAGAGAAAGACAAAAAAUGAAAAAAGUUGAUGUUGAAGUUGAAAUUGAGAGACGUAAAAAAAAUGCGGAAAAGAAUAGGCUUUUUAGAGCGAGAAAAAGAAUGAAAAUAAAGGAAUCGCCGGAUACGGAAGUUGCAAUUAAUGAACGUAAAAAACAUGCCGAGAGGAUGAGGCGUUAUUAUGCAGAAAGAAAAGAUACAGAAAAUUAUAAAUUAUAUUUGGCUAAUAAAUGUAAAAAAAAUGCUGAAAAGUCGGAACGUCGCAGAGAAAGACAAAAAAUUGUGGACAGUGUCUUAAAAAAGUUAUAGUUUCGGCGACCAUGACUUUCCUCAGCAUAUUUCUAAGCACUAUUCAUGACGUUUUUUAAUGGUGUCAUUUUGAAUUCAUUAAAUUGGAUAAGUGAAGAAAGAAAAGGGGACAAGUUAAGAUUUUUUGUUACAAUUUUAUUCAUAAUGGAGCGUAAUUUAUUACAUUAUACUGAAAGAAACGAAACUGGUGAAACAAAUGAAAUAAUUGACAUAAUAUCAAUUAAAGAAGAAAAAAUAGACAUUGAAAUAAAUAAUAAAUCAAAUGAGAGUUUAAGCUUAACUGACAAUGACAAUUCAAUUCCAUUUUGUAAUAUUUUAUUGAGUAAGUUUCUUGAUCUCACUCCUGAAAAUGAUUUAACGCCUAUCGAAAAUAAAUUAAAUAGUAGAACUGCAGCUGAAAAAUGUGAAAAUAAUUCUACGGCAAAAAGCCUUUCUCCAGAAAGAAAUGAGAAAAAAAAUAAUUUACGUAAUUCUCGGGAACAAACGAAUAUAUUGGAUAGUUAUAUAGAAAUUCAAGAAAAUAAUUUUCGGGAUGUAAAUGUAGAAGUGGAUAUUGAAGCUGUAAUUAAGAAACGUCAAAGAAAGACUGAGAAGCAGAGGCUUAAUAGAGAAAGGAAAAAAUUAGAGAAAAAAAAUGAAUUGUGUUUGGCUAAUAAACGUAAAAGUACGGCUGAGGCGUCGAAGCGUUACAGAGAAAGACAAAAAGUGAAAGAAGUGGAUAUUGAAGCUGAAAUUAAUCAACGUAAAAAAAAUGCUGAAAGGUACAGGCGUUAUAGACAAAUGCAGAAAAUGAAAAAAAGUAAUUUGCAGGAUGAGAAUGAUAUUGAAAUUGAAAAUGAGAGACUUAAAAAAAAUGCUGAGAGGCAGAAACGUUAUAUAGAAAGAAAAAAAUUAGAAAACGAUGAAUUAUAUUGGGCUAAUCAACGUAAAAGGAUGGCUGAGGCUAUGAGACGUUAUAGGCUAAAAAAAAAGAAAAUAAAUCAAUUGCAGAAUGGAAAUGAACAAGUGGAUGUUGAAUUUGCAGCUGUGAAUAAACGUAAAAAAACGUGCAAAGUGGACGAAUCAUGUACAUUUUGAAACUGAUGGCAAUGUCAUUGAAAAGGAGGAUUGCACAUAAGUGUUGACAGCGCCAAAUUAAUUAAAAUUCUAAAAAAUUAAGAUAUCUAAUGAACAAUUAAUCGAGGGAUACUGACAACAAAAAUAAAAAAAGAGAGCCCAAUCAGUUGUAUAAUGCUAGUUCAAAGAAAAAUUAGAAAACGGACGAAAAGAAGAAAGAGGGACUGUGAAGAAGGAAUUAUUAUUUUUAAAAAAGUGAUAAUAAAAUUAGUAUAGAUAUUUUGAUACUAGUUUUUUAAAAUAAAAAUCUGUAAAUUGAA
Belonocnema kinseyi is the source of this 4344-nucleotide messenger RNA. RefSeq names its product trichohyalin-like. NCBI's taxonomy places the organism in Eukaryota, Metazoa, Arthropoda, Insecta, Hymenoptera, Cynipidae. The transcript has 6 exons. The record is from RefSeq and is a predicted model, not a curated record. The coding region runs from base 1670 to 2968 and encodes 432 amino acids.